Messenger RNA from Gopherus evgoodei (Goodes thornscrub tortoise), 567 nucleotides. RefSeq names its product hes family bHLH transcription factor 2 (gene HES2). Gene Ontology annotation, cellular component: nucleus. Gene Ontology annotation, molecular function: DNA-binding transcription factor activity, RNA polymerase II-specific; RNA polymerase II cis-regulatory region sequence-specific DNA binding; protein dimerization activity. The transcript is spliced from 4 exons. The record is from RefSeq and is a predicted model, not a curated record. NCBI's taxonomy places the organism in Eukaryota, Metazoa, Chordata, Testudines, Testudinidae. Gene Ontology annotation, biological process: regulation of transcription by RNA polymerase II; regulation of neurogenesis; anterior/posterior pattern specification. The coding region runs from base 1 to 567 and encodes 188 amino acids.
AUGACUCCGCGCAGCGCAGCGCCCCAAGCGGCGCAGAGCUACAGCUCCAGGCUGGGGGCGCACAGGAAAACCGGGGAGGCCGCUGAGCUGCGUAAGACCCUCAAGCCCCUGAUGGAGAAGCGCAGACGAGCCCGCAUCAACGAUAGCCUGAACCAGCUGAAAACCCUCAUCCUGCCGCUCAUCGGCAAAGACAGCUCGCGCUAUUCCAAGCUAGAGAAGGCGGAUAUUCUGGAGAUGACCGUGCAGUUCCUCAGGGAGAUCCCCGCCCCCUGCCCCCCCGCCCCAGACCCCGCCGAGAGUUACCGGGAAGGAUACCGAGCCUGCCUGUCCCGCCUCACCAGCCUGCUGGCAAAGUCCCACCUCCUGGGUAGAGACUCAUGCAGCCACCUGCUGGAGCACCUGCAAAGGACCAGCAUUGAGCCCAGCAGCUGCCAGGACUGCAGCAGCCCCACAGACUCAUGCCCAGCCUGGCGGAGGGCAGUGCCAGCCAGCCCGGCUAGGGGGCUGCGGGAGGUCUCGCCCCCUCACUCCCGAGCUGCAAAUCCAGGCAUCUGGAGGCCCUGGUAG